UCCUGCGGCACGUAGCGGAGGUGGCGUCCAAAGUGAAGGAUAUUAUCGGGAACCUGAUCACGACUGCAGGGAAGGUGGUGGUCACCAUCCUGCUGGGCAUGACAGGUAUCAUGCUGCCCUCGUUGACUUCGGCUGUUUACUUCUUCAUCUUCCUCUUCCUCUGCACCUGGUGGUCUCUCUGCCGGACCUUCGACACGCUCAUCUUCAGCUGCAUGUGCGUCCUCAUGGCCAUCUUCAGCGCCGGACACAUCAUCGUCCUCUACCUCUACCAGUUCCAGUUCUUCCAGGAGUCCAUCCCUGCAGACGAUGUGACCGUAGUAUUUGGCAUCUCCCCCAUUAUCCAGAGCAACUGCUCCCACACGUGGAAGCUCAUCGUGCACCCGGAGCGUCAGUGGUUCCACUUUGUGAAUCCCAUCAUGCUGCUGCUGCUCUACUACACGCUGGCCACGCUCAUCCGCCUCUGGCUGCAGGAGCCCAUCGACCAGCUGACG
Messenger RNA from Notothenia coriiceps (black rockcod), 491 nucleotides. Its product is annotated as piezo-type mechanosensitive ion channel component 2-like. Gene Ontology annotation, molecular function: mechanosensitive monoatomic ion channel activity. The record is from RefSeq and is a predicted model, not a curated record. The annotation marks the transcript as partial. Gene Ontology annotation, cellular component: membrane. The transcript has 3 exons. Lineage: Eukaryota; Metazoa; Chordata; Actinopteri; Perciformes; Nototheniidae.